Molecule: messenger RNA, 1479 nt
Organism: Bipolaris victoriae FI3
Lineage: Eukaryota; Fungi; Ascomycota; Dothideomycetes; Pleosporales; Pleosporaceae
Exons: 2
Coding region: 1-1479 (492 amino acids)
Source: RefSeq, a predicted model, not a curated record
AUGAAAACUAUCCAUACACGUAAAGGGGGAAUUCCCGCUUUGGCGUAUGCUACCCAUCGUGUACUCGAACUACCGUUGUAUACACUAAAGAUUUUGAAUCAGGAUGUGCAGUUUGAAGUGAUUCUUGAACUUGUUUUGCCAAUCAAUAGCGUUGGUAACAAGCGACUCUAUCAGCUUCACUGUGGAGGCGGCAAUCUUGUGCCUGGCGGGAAUUCGCUCACGAACAUGGACACUCCUCUUUCGCAUGAAUUAUCGUCAUCCCUGCUACGGUAUGGGGAAUCUCGACCCGGAAUACUGUCGCUGUCGCUCAAGCAACCAUGUUCAGCAUGGUACCCCAAUGGACAUAGUAAUAUCGAUGCCGAGUUUCGAAAACUCUUAGAGCUGGCACGGUCACCAGUAAUCCAUAUUCUUUUCGACACUGCAUGGCUGAGUAAAGAGAACUUAACUCUGCUUAAGUGUAUUCUCAAAGGCUCUCAGGAGUUCGAUAGUGUUCCGGUUCUACCAGAGUUCAAGGUCUCGCAUAAGGAAGUAGAUUGGUCAAUCAUCAACUUUAUGCAGGAUGCUACUCCUGAAGCUUAUGUUCCUGCUGAAGACCAGGCGUCUGUGGUUAUAUCCUCUAUCGAAAAUGCGGGAGCUGAAGCACCUCGCUUCCAAGACGUGAGAUACGAUGAGCCCCCUUCAUACGCGCAUGUGGGUAGACACUUGAGAUCUGGCCACGGCUUAACACCAGAAAUUCCGGGUUCGAAGCGCGCCCGAGAAGAUUCAAACUUGCCUCCAAAAACAAAACGCGCUACUCUUGCGCCAUCGCUUCGCGCUGAGUCACCGGCUUCGUCUACUGCCACCGUUUCGGUAGACCUUUUCCAAGAAGCUGUCGCUUCCGCCGUCGAGAAAGUGCUCUCACACAAGUUGGAGAAGGAGUUGAUACAAAUGGUCAAGAAAGAGCUCCUACCGGUGUUAGAUGAGCUUCUUCGGAAAACGCCUGCUGGGCAGUCUCCCUCGCGAUAUUUGUCGCCGGCACCACCUUGCAGUCAAAUCCCCAACGCGCUCCCACACCACGAUGCGACCCCCACCCAUCGUCCCACGCUUAGUACAAUGAUCAAGGAAGCUGUUACCACAGCUGUCCACGAAUCCCUCGACGAAACCUUCUACAACGCUGUUGAUCAAUCUUGCAACUCUGCCAGCAUUGAAUUAGCGGAGUUAAGUACUACCUUGAGGGGUGACUUGGAAAUUACUAAAGAAGAUCAUAUGGCUGAUUGCAACGACGAGUUGAAUCACAUGGUAGUAGAGGCCAAACAGCGUUUAGCAGAAGAAUUGGAAACUUAUGCUGAAGAGAUGCUGCUUCGAACUGAGAAGCGUUUGAACGCGAUUGGCAACCGAGCGCUAUCUAAGGGCCUCCUUAAUGUAUCGGAGCAGGCUCGGAGGGCUAAGUCUCUGCCCGUUUCGAAUGAAGAUAGAAAGACAAUCGCGAACGGGUCAUGA